AUGGGAACACCUUCAACGUCAGGAGCUAACGACGAAAAGUCGUCAACUUCCCCUGACGAAAUUCUACCAGAGAGGGAGGAAACUGUUCUCGCUAGUAAUGGGAAUGUCAUCGACGAUGGUUUACAACGCGGUCUCAAAAAUCGCCACCUACAAAUGAUCGCCUUCGGCGGCGUAGUAGGAGCUAGUAUCUGGUACGGGUCUGGCUCAGCGAUCUCCUAUAGCGGGCCCGUCGGCGCUUUGAUAUGUUUCCUCAUCAUUGGCAUUGACGUCUUCUUCGUCAUGCAAAGCCUAGGCGAGAUGGCGACGCUAUUCCCCAUCCAAGGCGCUUUCAUCGAGCUCGCCGGUCGAUUUGUCGAUCCGGCACUGGCGUUUGCGCUCGGGGUUAAUUAUUGGUAUGCUUGGGUGACGAAUAUCGCCAAUGAUUAUAACAAUAUCUCGCUGAUCAUGGGGCUUUGGACCGAUGCGGUACCGUCGUAUGCUUGGAUAUUGAUCUUUUGGGUUGGCUUCCAGUGUACCUCGCUCCUGGGCAUCGUGGUUUACGGCGAGAUGGAGUUCUGGCUCGCAUGUUGGAAGCUUAUCUGUGUCGUCGGUGGUUUCCUCGUCGCUAUUCUUGUCAACACGGGAGCUAUCGGUGGCGAGUACAUUGGAUUCCGAUAUUGGCGUGACCCUGGGGCGAUCGCAAACGGGAUCAACGGUUUCGGAAAGACUUUCGUCUUAGCCGCAGUUUAUUACAGCGGCACGGAGAUGCUGGCUCUGACUGCUGCCGAGAGCCGCAAUCCGAAGAGGGACUUGCCCAAGGCGAUCCGACAGACGUUUUGGCGCAUAUUAAUCAUCUUCUUGGGUUUGGUCUUCUUCGCUGGGAUUAUCGUGCCGUAUAACGAUAGCUCGCUUCUAACGGCGACUAGCAAGUCUGCACAGUCUCCUUGGACAGUUGCUCUCGUGCAUGCCGGUUGGGCGGGAGGCGGGAACCUGGUAAACGUCGUUAUGAUUACCGCGCAGCUAUCGUCUGUCAAUAGCGCCAUCUAUGUCGCUUCACGAAGCCUUGUAGCGCUUGCGGUCAACGGUCGUGCACCCGCCUUCUUCGCCCGGACCACAGCCAAUGGUGUACCUGCUAACGCUAUCAUCUUCUCAAACGUGCUCGGUCUUCUAGCCUUGCUAAACAUCGCCGCUACUCCUGGAAAGGUAUUUAGUUAUCUGAUUAGCAUUUCUGGAGCUGCCACUUUCAUCGCGUGGGCCUUCAUAGGCGUCACACACCUAAGGCUACGCCGGGCCUGGGUGUUGCAAGGUCACAGCAUCAGCGAGCUACCUUACCGGGCUUUUCUAUACCCGUAUGGUGCUUGGUUCGUCGUGCUACUAAAUCUGUUCCUUGUUUUCAUUUCCGGGUACGAGGUCUUCGUCGGGGGCUUCGCAGCGGUGGAUUUCGUCUUCUCAUACGUCGUGAUUGCGAUAUUCACGGUUCUGUACUUCGGGUGGAAGCUCGUGAAGAGGACUAAGAUUGUUCGAUUAGCUGAUGCGGAUCUCGUGAGUGGUAGAAGGGACUACUUGGUUUCGGAGGAGGAGAGUGCCUCGGAGAAGCCUGGGGUACCGUGGUAUAUUACAGUGAAGAGGAUCAUAUUUAGUUAA
Molecule: messenger RNA, 1623 nt
Organism: Daldinia childiae
Lineage: Eukaryota; Fungi; Ascomycota; Sordariomycetes; Xylariales; Hypoxylaceae
Product: General amino acid permease AGP3
Exons: 2
Coding region: 1-1623 (540 amino acids)
Biological process (GO): amino acid transmembrane transport
Cellular component (GO): membrane
Molecular function (GO): amino acid transmembrane transporter activity
Source: RefSeq, a predicted model, not a curated record